AUGGCCGUCAUAACAUCGGCGUUCCUAUCAAAGGGACCACUGUUCAUCUUCUGCGUCGUUGGAACCAUAUACACGCUAUACGUCCUGCCCGGAAGCAACCUUGGGACCCAAACACAAACACCGUCCAGUCUCGCCCCGACGACGACGACCUCGGAGCCCAGCGAUGAAACCACCACACUGCCGCCCAUAUCAAGGAAGAUAUGGCAGGCCUACCUAAGCAACACGGUCGACGAAGGCGCCAUGAAUAGUAUCCACCACUGGCCCGCAAGUAAGAAGACCACCCACCCACCCAACCCAGUACCAUCUCCCAAGUCCCCUCACUUACAAGACAAACCAACCGCAGUGGCGCCCAACUGGACCUACACCCUCCUAGGCGACGCCGGCGCCAACGCCUUCGUGGACACGACAUUCCACGACCGCGCCGAUAUCAGAUCAACAUACCACGCACUCAGCCACUGGGUGUUGAAAUCAGACUUCCUGCGGUACAUGCUGCUCUGGGGCGAAGGCGGCAUCUACAGCGACCUGGACACGAAACCACAGGUCGCCCCCUCGGAGUGGGUGCCCGCAGGCGCGCACCGCGACCGCGUGCGCCUGAUCGUCGCAAUCGAGUACGACAGCGCGGUGCUGGGCCCGACCGAGAUGUACCCGAUCCAGUUCAGCCAGUGGACCAUCGGCGCGGCGGCGCGCCACCCCGUCAUGGGCUGCAUGCUCGAGAGGGCGCUGACGGGGAUCCGCGACAUGGCGGCCGCGAAGGGGAUCACGGUCGGCGAGAUCGACCCGGGCGAGAACGCCGUGUACAACGCCACGGGCCCCAUCGCCUGGACCGAGUGCGUGAUGGACGGGAUAGGGGCGGCCCUGGGGCCGGACGUGCCGUUCGCGCACUCCAACCUGUCCGAGAUCGCGGAGCCGAGAUAUUACGGCGAUAUCACGAUCCUGCCUGACGGCUACUUCGCGGCCGCUUUGCCGGUGGGCUCGCCGAAACCGAACAACGGGGACAGGGUCGGCUUGGUGUCGCAUGAUUUUCGGGGAGCGUGGAAGCAUUCGUGA
Messenger RNA from Anthostomella pinea, 1047 nucleotides. NCBI's taxonomy places the organism in Eukaryota, Fungi, Ascomycota, Sordariomycetes, Xylariales, Xylariaceae. The record is from the annotation of a GenBank genome assembly.